This is a messenger RNA of Ornithodoros turicata, 1528 nucleotides long. RefSeq names its product ubiquitin-conjugating enzyme E2-22 kDa-like (gene Ubc4). The transcript is spliced from 6 exons. The record is from RefSeq and is a predicted model, not a curated record. Gene Ontology annotation, molecular function: protein binding. Bases 264 to 863 code for a protein of 199 amino acids. NCBI's taxonomy places the organism in Eukaryota, Metazoa, Arthropoda, Arachnida, Ixodida, Argasidae.
UGAUCGAAUUGGAUUGUGUGUGUGACGUUAACACAUUUGUAAUAUAUAACACGAAAAUCAAAGCAUAUUUACAAGUUUGUUUAAUUUGUCAUUUUACCGCAACUCAUUUUUGUUUCGUAAGCUCCGUCCCACGUCUUCGAGCAGCACUCAAGCGCUCUCAAACUUCCUGUCAUGCGUGUGGUGCAGGCCGUCAACCCAGCUGAGCGAGUGAAUAGGUUUAAAUUUUGAAUCUGGAACAGUUUAUAUAUGGAUACUACGAUACGAUGGCUAACAUCGCAGUGCAGAGAAUAAAGCGAGAAUUCAAGGAAGUGGUCAAGAGCGAAGAGGUCGCCAAGUGUGCAAUCAAAGUAGAACUUGUCAAUGACAACUACACAGAGCUUCGUGGAGAGAUAGCGGGGCCUCCCGAAACGCCGUACGAAGGUGGAACUUUUGUACUUGAAAUACAGGUUCCAGAGACCUACCCCUUUAAUCCACCCAAGGUGCGUUUUAUUACGAAGAUAUGGCACCCAAACAUUAGUUCUGUGACUGGUGCAAUUUGCCUGGAUAUACUAAAGGACCAGUGGGCUGCCGCAAUGACACUGCGGACGGUGCUGCUCUCUCUACAAGCGCUCUUAGCCGCAGCUGAACCAGAUGACCCUCAAGAUGCUGUUGUUGCCCGGCAGUAUAAAGAGAAUCCUGAAAUGUUUAAGCUAACAGCCCAGCACUGGGCACAGGUUUAUGCCGGAGGCCCAAAGCAGUUUCCAGAAUUUGAUGCAAAGAUCAAGAGGUUAUUAGACAUGGGGGUUGAAGAACACAGAGCUAGGGUAGCCCUGUCGUCUUGUUCGUGGGACCUCGAAAAAGCUACGGAAGCCAUCUUCAGCUAAAGACGAACGACAUGCACACACCUCUCCAGGGUUGUCCUCACUUCAGCCACAUGCCACCAUCUGUGAAGGAAGCGAGCACCGUGAAUGGAAAAGGAGUUUCCUUUCUACGUUUCAUCCCAAUUCAUUUUUUCCCCCCUCCCAGCUGACGAAAUCUUGUUGAAAAAUUGUUCGGAGUUUCACUGUCGAAGAGGAGAUCGUGGAUUUGGUUGCGUGUGCGAUGGUGAUUCCUUCCAGCAUUUUUAAUUUUGCAAAAUUUUUGUUAAAAAUAUACAGUUCUACCUGAACCAAACUUACCACUUGUGAUUAUUACGAUUCCACUGCUGUGUCCUUAUUCGGUUGGGUGGCACUUGCGAACGAGAGAGCUAUACGGAUUGUUUAGUUUUUUUUUUUUUUAUCCUGUCGUCUGACCCCAUUUUUGUUCUAGGGUGAGCAAUUGAUGCAAACAGACUCUCUGAUUAGCUUAUUCCAGUACAUAAUUACUAGGGGAGCUCAAACAUCUAGGCUGCUGUAGAUUUUUUAAGGUUGUGUAUACGAACUGCCUUAUACCCUUCCCAAGAUGUUUCUAUUUUUCUAAUGCCACGUGAAUUGUGUUUUCGCAAUUGCAUUUUUGUUGGGUAAGAGUUGUUUCAUUUGAAAAAAAAAUAAAAUAAAGGGCAACACACGUA